Molecule: messenger RNA, 2739 nt
Organism: Linnemannia hyalina
Lineage: Eukaryota; Fungi; Mortierellomycota; Mortierellomycetes; Mortierellales; Mortierellaceae
Source: the annotation of a GenBank genome assembly
AUGGCUCAUUCUGCAGUUUUCCACAUCGACAAGGCUCCAUUAGAAGGCAGCCUGCCCUUCUUACUGUUCGCUCUCGCCAUCGCAUUCUCCCUCCUAAAAUCCAACUCUACAGCAACAACAGCAAUAAGCACCAAAGACGGCAUUCAAGGCGACAGCGAUUACAGUGAUGACAACGACGACAAGAUAAAGAAGAACCUAGAGGACAGUGUCGUCGGUGAGCACAGACAGCAUACGUUCAUGGAUCAGAUUCUUCUUCGCUUCUACCAAGUGGUGUCUGCAACAUACCUCCUCGAUCUGGCCGUCAUUGGAUAUCGUGUCAGUCAAGCCCAGCAUAUGGAUUCAUCCACACUGUCAUCAGCCUCCGCCAAACUUGCCGCAUGGAUCGCAUUCACCUUGAACUGGAUGUUCCUCGCCGCCGAUACCAAUAUGCUAAGGUCCCGUACAUCCCACUUGCUCCACCACCUCCUUGCAUGGACUGGCUUUGUCGGCGCCCUUGUUUCGGUGUCUCCUCACAUUGCCCACGGCUGCCAAUCUCUCCUCAGCGGUGACCUCUUCCAAUCCAACAUCGUGUUGAGCCGUCGAAUACUCCUUCCAUCGGUAACUGAGGAUAUCUGUGAGAGAGUCAUGAUCUGCAUAUUUGCUCUCAGACUUGGUCUCCUAUCAGCCAUUAGUACCCUCUCGGUGAUUCAGUUGUUCGGAGGGUUGGACAUCAACCCGCUGCCCCUGCCUACCCCUCUGUUGAAGGACCCAUCGACCAGGAAGGCGCAAAAAGCCAAGCUGGCAGCCGAGUCGGCCGACAAGAAGGAGCAGCUCGAGAAGCACGACACCGCCGAGCAGUAUCGAGCUGACGCCCUCAAGUCCGUCGUACCCAAGGUCCUGAUGUCCAUCCGUAUGAUGUACCCCGUCGGCAACAAGAAACUUCAGCUUCUCCUUCUGUUACGAUUUACCCUCAUGGUACUUGAGAGAGUCAUUCGUAUCCUGGUCCCUCUUCAAACUGAGCGCCUCCUCCGGGUCUUUUCUCCUGAUGGCAAGACCAAUGGUUCUGUCGCCCUGUCCAAGUUUGACGUCGGCUCGGUCCUGCUCUAUGUCUUUUACAGCUACCUGCAGCGGCACUCAAGCAUCCUGUCUCUCCUGCACAGUACCGCCCAGAAGCCUCUGGAUUCUUUUGUCUGCGACACGCUCCAAAUUCGGUUCUUCGAGCAUGUCCACUCUCUCUCGAUGCAGUUCCACCAGGACAAGCAGCCUCAUGAACUCAUUCACAUCAUGCAGGAUGGAGUUCAAUCCGUCACCCAAGUCUCCAGCAUCAUCCUCUUCAGUCUCUUCCCGACGGUAUGCGACGUAUCGGUGACUCUCCUCUACUUUUCCAUUGUCUGGGGAUGGAAGUAUGGCCUCUUGAUCAUCUCCAACUCAAUCUUCAUCACUAUCGCAAGCAAGCUGCAUGGACAAAUGAUGAGAAAGAUGCACCGGGAUAUGAUCCAGACUGGUGGCACAAGAAGGAGUCACCCAGAAGAAACGUUGAUGAACGCAGAGACGGUCAAGUACUUCACCAACGAGGCAUACGAAGUGGGGCGGUACGAAGAGAGCAUCGAAAGAAGGUCUCGGGCGUCGAAUGCUAACAUGAAUUUUAAGCAACGGUCUUUGUCCAUUAUCCAAACCCUCAUCUGGACGUGGAACCUCCUCGCAGGAUGCUUGCUGUGUGCCCACGAGAUUUCGAGUGGAAAGCGAGACCCUGCCAGUUUUAUGACCUUCGUCCUCUACUCACAGCAGCUCGAGGGACCUAUCCAGUCUUUGGCGUGGGUGACUGAUCACUUGCGGAGUACCCUUGCCAGCGUGGACGAGAUGAUGGCGGUCUUGAAGUUGGAACCCACUGUUAACGACGUCCCGGAUGCGCCACCAUUGGUCGUUUCAGGCGGAGAGAUCGAGUUUGAGAACGUCAGCUUCCAGUACAGCCCAGACAAGAGAGGUCUUUCCAACAUCUCGUUCAAGGUUCAGAAGGGUCAAACCGUUGGCAUUGUUGGGCCCACCGGAAGUGGAAAGUCGACGAUUCUGCGUCUCCUGAUCCGGUUUUGGGACCCAUCCUCUGGCAGGAUUCUGAUUGACGGACAGGACAUUUCCAAGGUGGCCCAGCUGAGUGUGCGAGAGAAUAUUGGAGCCGUGCCACAGGAUCCUGUUCUAUUUGGCGAUACUAUCGGAUACAACAUCAACUAUGGUCGUACAACAGCAUCCAAGGAAGAGCUUGAGGAAGCUGCCAAGGUCGCCCAAAUCCACGACACCAUCAUGAAGUUUGAGAAAGGUUACGAGACCACGGUCGGAAAUCGAGGAGCCAAGCUUUCUGGAGGAGAACGACAACGUAUUUCGAUUGCAAGGACAGUCCUCAAGAACCCGCCCAUUAUUGUCAUGGAUGAGGCUACCUCGGCGCUCGACAGCAUGACCGAGAGUGAUAUCCAACAGGCAUUGACCAAGUUAACAGAGAACCGGACGACCAUCGCUGUUGCACAUCGACUGAGCACGAUCAUGCAUGCCGAUCUGAUCCUCUACAUCAAGGAAGGGGAGAUUGUUGAAAGGGGCACGCAUGAGGAGCUGGUUCAGGCAGCGAUUGAUAACGGCGGACAGGGCGAGUACUACAAGAUGUGGAGGAUCCAGACGGGGAGGUUCUUUGGCGACAGCAACUCGACUGUUGGCGACAACGAGAUGGAGACAUGUGCAGAUGGUGUGGAAGUCAUGAGCAAGGAGGAUUAG